ACUGUAGAUAUUAUUUUCUCUUUCCUUUUUUUCCCCAUCCGUACACACAUCACAUUUAAACACCAGCAACGCUGCACUAAUAUGGGUAGACAGCUUUUUCGCAAGGCUGCAGGGGUUUCAGGUGUUAUUUGGCCCGCAGUUGCGCACCCAGCUCACCCCGGCCAGCGGCAGCUUAUUCGACAUGUGAGCUUCGUCCCUAGAGUCGCGGAGCUAUCGUUCUGGAAAAGCCUCGUACCGAAACCAUUCCGGCGUUGGGAACAGCCGGGGAGCUCGAGGAGUCGAGAGAAGCCAAAGACGAAAGAAUGGAACCCGGCUACCUUCUUCAUCGUCAUAUUCCUCUUCAUCGGGUCCAUGUCCAUCCAGAUGAUCGCCCUAAAGAGGGAAUUCGAUGCUUUCAUGAGACGCUCCGAGGUUCGCAUCGGACUGUUGCGCGAGGUGGUGGAGAAGCUACAAAAAGGCGAAGCGGUUGAUGUCGAAAAGGUACUAGGCACCGGCGACGCUGCGAAAGAGAUGGAGUGGGGACAAGUACUGCGAGAGCUCGAAAGGGACGAUUUCCAGAAUACGAACACCAACAAGAGGAAACAGCCGGAACCCCCAACUACGGAGCCGGCCCCUCGAACAAAAGUCAAUCCGGAGGACAAGGAGAAACGCCAGUCGAAGACUGGAGGUUAUUCGAAUUUCUUCUAGCCUACGGCCACCUGCAUGGCAAGAGAAAUCUACAUUGCA
Molecule: messenger RNA, 726 nt
Organism: Durotheca rogersii
Lineage: Eukaryota; Fungi; Ascomycota; Sordariomycetes; Xylariales; Xylariaceae
Exons: 1
Coding region: 82-687 (201 amino acids)
Source: RefSeq, a predicted model, not a curated record